UGAUCAGCUUAUAUAACGAACACCACGUAGGCUUCCUUGAGUAGAGCAUGAGCAAAUCCAAAAGGCAAAACAGUUGCUCUAGUAAGAUUUCUACGUCCUGAGUAUCAGACUUUUAGAAGGCUGCAACCAUGGCGACUCCGACUCAGACCGUUGUUCUCAUCACCGGUGCCAAUCAGGGGUUGGGUUAUGAGGCGGUCAAGAAGCUGGCCGCGGAGCAGGUCGACUAUAUUAUCCUUCUUGGGUCUAGAAACCUAGAGAACGGCAAGAAGGCGGCAAGCACAAUUGUCGAUCUGGCAAAAGGCACCUCUGUCGUUCCCAUCGCCAUCGACAUUGAUUCCGAUGACUCAGUCCACGAAGCGGCAACAAAAGUCCAAGAGACUUAUGGCCGCCUCGAUGUUCUUUUCAACAAUGCUGCAAUUGGCGACGCUGAGGGCACUCUCAGGCAAAAGAUGAGAUCCAUCAUCGAAACCAACCUUAUCAGUAGUGCCGUCACCACUGAAGCCUUCAUGCCCCUGCUCAGGAAAUCCCAAGCACCACGACUCCUGUUCAUGUCAUCUGGCAUCGGGUCAAUUGGAAACAUUCUCGACCCCAAUUUCCCGAUGUACGGGCUCGACAACAAACCUUACUCGACGUCGAAAGCGGCCCUCAACAUGCUUGCGGCCAUAUAUUCCGUCCAGUACGGCAAAGAGGGUUUCAAGGUCAACGUCAUUUGUCCCGGUUUCAGAGCGACCAGAAUGAACGGCUUCGACGAGAUGGCCGCCAAAGCCGAAGACGGUGUCAUCUUGGCGUGCGAGUUGAUUGUACGGACCGACAAAGAAGGCCCGCACGGCACUUUCGCAGCACAGGAUUAUGGUUCUUGGCCAUGGUAGCCCAGGGCUGAAGAUCAGAAUGGAUAGCAACGUCAACUAGAGUCGGACGUCGAACUACCUUUUUCCAUGACGUGGACCAGCCACAUCAGG
Molecule: messenger RNA, 959 nt
Organism: Exophiala viscosa
Lineage: Eukaryota; Fungi; Ascomycota; Eurotiomycetes; Chaetothyriales; Herpotrichiellaceae
Exons: 1
Coding region: 129-869 (246 amino acids)
Biological process (GO): secondary metabolic process
Cellular component (GO): cytoplasm
Molecular function (GO): oxidoreductase activity
Source: RefSeq, a predicted model, not a curated record